Molecule: messenger RNA, 746 nt
Organism: Gopherus flavomarginatus (Mexican gopher tortoise)
Lineage: Eukaryota; Metazoa; Chordata; Testudines; Testudinidae
Product: zinc finger and SCAN domain-containing protein 20-like
Exons: 2
Coding region: 36-683 (215 amino acids)
Source: RefSeq, a predicted model, not a curated record
GGUGUGGAGUGCAAUCAAUCAAUCAAUCAGCGACCAUGCCUCCACACCCCAGAAGAGCCCCAGCAUGGAACAGUUCCGAGCUGCAGGACCUCAUCAGUGUUUGGGGUGAGGAAGCUGUGCAAGCACAGCUGCGCUCCAGCCGGAGAAAUUAUUAUACCUAUGGGCAGAUAUCACAGUCCUUGCUGAUAAGGGGCCAUGAACGAGACGCGUUGCAGUGCAGGGUAAAAAUUAAGGAGCUGCGCAGUGCUUACUGCAAAGCCCAUGAGGGAAAUCGCCGCUCAGGAGCUGGCCCCACGACCUGCCGUUUUUACAAGGAGCUGGAUGCCAUACUUGGGUGUGACCCCACUGCCAAUCCGAGGAGCACGAUGGAGAGUUCAGAGGAGGGAGAAGUGGGGGAGGGCGUAGAGGAAGCCGAGAGUGAGGCUACUGGGGUGGAGGGAGACACCCCAGAGUCCCAGGAGGCAUGCAGCCAGGAGCUCUUCUCAAGCCAGGAGGAGGCUAGCCAGUCACAGCAGCUGGAAGUUGCUGGUGAGGAAGAAGCUGAGGAGCGUGCUCGGGUGACCUUGACUAAUGUAGCCGGAUCACCGGCCUCACGUCGGUUGCAGAACUUGAGGAAAAAAUCCGCAAAAAUCAAAAGAAGAAUUGAUCAAAGCAGUUAUGAAUCACUACAACAGAGAAAGUAGGAAGACACAGGAAUGGAGAGAGAAAAUGUAAGAGUGGAGGCAAACACAAAGCAGGAGAAAGGA